AUGGAGUGCGUCGAGCGAAAGAAAAAGGAAGCCAGCGACGGCGGCCGCGAAACCCGCACAGUGUUCCUGCCCGUGGAUAGAGCAAGGGCCAAGCAUGCAGCGGGCGACGGGUCGUGCGGGUACCACUCCAUACGUGGUGGCCUGCUGGAGUGUAAAGGGCAUUUGAACACCCCGCAUGAUGUGGAUGCCAUCAAGACAGCCCUGGUGUCGUGCCUACUCCGGCACGUGCUCCCGACCAAAUUCGACCCCGAGGCAACACUUUCAGGCGAUGAGCUCCUCAGGAUCAAGGAAGAGGAGGACGAGAAAGCGAAGGAGACAGCAGAGGCAGCAAAGGCAGCCAAGGGUGGCGCGCGUGCAGCCCCCAAAUAG
Messenger RNA from Ectocarpus siliculosus, 369 nucleotides. The record is from the annotation of a GenBank genome assembly. Lineage: Eukaryota; Phaeophyceae; Ectocarpales; Ectocarpaceae.